Cimex lectularius (bed bug) is the source of this 1751-nucleotide messenger RNA. Its product is annotated as pancreatic triacylglycerol lipase-like. Gene Ontology annotation, molecular function: triacylglycerol lipase activity. The record is from RefSeq and is a predicted model, not a curated record. The transcript is spliced from 9 exons. NCBI's taxonomy places the organism in Eukaryota, Metazoa, Arthropoda, Insecta, Hemiptera, Cimicidae. Gene Ontology annotation, biological process: lipid metabolic process. The coding region runs from base 97 to 1674 and encodes 525 amino acids.
UGUGAUCGUCGUUUCGCCCAGUCUUCGAUCAGAAAACGACCGGAUAGCUGUUGAGAAAAGGGAAUUUUCUUUUGCUAUUAUCUGACAUCAGAAGUCAUGUACAACCAUACGGGCAGCGUGCUGCUGCAGACGGCGAUGCUCCUCGCCGUCACCAACGCCUCGACGGGUACGACGAACCGUUGGACGAACACGAUAAGCCUGGCAGAUCAAGGGAAAUAUAUGAAAGACGUCUGCUACGACGGUGUCGGCUGUUUUUCCGUCAACGCCCCCUGGGUCACAGAAACGAGGCCCGUGUCCAAUUUUCCCCAUUCGCCGGAACAAAUCGACCCGGAUUUCUGCCUGUACACGCGCAAGGAAAGGGACACGUGCCACCGCCUCUUCUACGACAAGCCGUCCACAUUCGCCAACAGCACCAUGAUCCGUGCUGGGCGGACGUUCCUCAUUUCCCACGGUUUCCUGGAACACGGUGGUCAAAAAUGGAUCAAACUGCUGAAACGGCGCCUAUUAAAUGUUUCCGACUCGAACGUCAUCGUCGUCGGGUGGCAGGGUGGGUCCAACCCGCCGUACACGCAGGCUGUCGCGGAUACGAGGGUGGUCGGGACCAUGGCCGCCUUAUUGCUCAACGCCUUACAUAAAGAAAUGGGCAUUAGGCCUGAAGAGUGUCACGCCAUCGGUCAUUCCUUGGGUGCCCAUCUGAACGGAUACAUCGGCCACGUGUUGAAAAGCCGAUUCGGUCUCACCCUCGGACGGAUAUCAGCUUUGGACCCUGCAAAGCCGCACUUCUCAAAAACUGACCCAGUCGUCCGUCUUGACCCAACUGACGCUCUUUUCGUGGACGUCAUCCAUACAGACAACACACCGUUCAUCCAGGGUGGGCUUGGACUUGACGAGCCGAUCGGCCACCUCGACUUCUACCCGAACGGAGGCCUGGACCAGCCUGGGUGCAACAAAUCCGUCGGCAACUACAUGGAAAUGGACUGGACGUUCAUCAAAGCGUUUCGCAGGGUGAUCGGCUGCAACCACGUCCGCAGUUACGAAUACUUCAUCGAGAGCUUAUAUGACCGGUGCGACUUCCUAGCCGUCGAGUGUGAGUCCUAUUCGAAAUUCCUCAAAGGGGAGUGCUUCAACUGUAAGAGCGCUUUGAAACCGGACAGACCGGAAUGCGCCAGGAUGGGCUUCUUCGCCUCGGAAAACCCGCCGAUCGGCCGGUCUCAGGUCAAGCUGUACACGAUCACCGGAGCAAAAAAGCCAUAUUGCAGAGCGCUGUACAAGCUGACCUUUAGGAUAUCCUCGUCGGAAGAGAGCCGAAUUCACAAGGGCGAGGUCGGCUACUUCAAAAUCAAAAUCGUCGGAGUCCAAGGGGAAACGGAGAGCAUCACUUUUCUCAAGGAGAUGACUCAUAAACCGGGUGAUGUCCAUACCCAGGCGGUCGCCGCGUCGCAAGUCGGCCGGGUCAAAUCGGCCAAGGUGACGUUCAUCCACUCAACCACGCUCUUUUUGUUCACCUGGAGGGUCAGCGUGUCCACAAUACACCUUGAGAGCGUCACUGUCGAAAACCUAACAGAGUCUUCAGGGAUUCGCCUAUGCCCUGUCGGAGGGGAGCUGCUGCUUGAAGGCAAACAGGUGGACAUGCAACCGUGCGGCAAGCCGAUCAUGAUGGAAGACAACUCAUGAAUGUCUCCUACCGUCUAUUUAUUAUAUUUGUACUUUAUAUAUAUAAAAAUAUAAGAAUAAAACCACAUUAAAUGGUU